UACUUCCUUACGUCAAGAUACAGCUUAACAUCUUUUUACUUGGCACAAUGUUUGGCAAUCAAUUGCUUUCGAGGACGUGUUGUUCGAAGCCCGCAGUUACUAUUUAUCAAAAUUUAUUCGCAUCGAAACCUUCAAUAAGAAACAGACCAAAAGUGGACAAUUUCAAAUCCUACGAAAUCCUAGGAAAAAUCAAACAAUUUAUAUUUCGCGAUCACUCUUGCGAAAAGGGUUUAGGUCCCAUUCCGUGCAUCGAUGAAAGUGCUAAAUGUGGCAUUUACAAGAAUCCGGAAUAUUUUUGCUAUCACAAUUACACUUACUAUGAUUUCAUGAUAGCAAACAAGUGCAACUACUUACCGCAACCUAGUGCUACUGGCGGGUGCUUGCCGAAGGAUGAAUCAAUUUGCUCGGAAACUAAAGAGGUCCCAGCGGACACGUCCUGCCCACCACCGAGUUGCGCACCAGUUUGUGUGAUGGUAGAAACACCUGCGCAAGGCACGGUGGCACCAGUUGAUUGUCAAAGAGUCGACAUUAAAAAAGAACAACCGGCAGUAGAAGCGAGCCCUUCUGCUACGCAGUCCGAAAUAUGCAGUGAUAAAGAACUUAGUACAGAUGCUAUUCAGGUUUUGCCGGAAACCGAAAAAGACAAGCCGAAAUAAAAUAGUUUUAC
Messenger RNA from Malaya genurostris, 667 nucleotides. RefSeq lists its product as uncharacterized. The transcript is spliced from 3 exons. The record is from RefSeq and is a predicted model, not a curated record. NCBI's taxonomy places the organism in Eukaryota, Metazoa, Arthropoda, Insecta, Diptera, Culicidae. Bases 48 to 656 code for a protein of 202 amino acids. Gene Ontology annotation, cellular component: mitochondrion.